Molecule: messenger RNA, 1518 nt
Organism: Archocentrus centrarchus (flier cichlid)
Lineage: Eukaryota; Metazoa; Chordata; Actinopteri; Cichliformes; Cichlidae
Gene: pgam5
Product: PGAM family member 5, serine/threonine protein phosphatase, mitochondrial
Exons: 6
Coding region: 273-1175 (300 amino acids)
Biological process (GO): peptidyl-threonine dephosphorylation; positive regulation of mitochondrial fission
Cellular component (GO): mitochondrion
Molecular function (GO): protein serine/threonine phosphatase activity
Source: RefSeq, a predicted model, not a curated record
GGUCCGUUGGGCUACCGUACUGUUUAGAGGAACCUGAUUAGGUUGCUUUCGUUUGUACUGACUGUAUUUUUAGCUUCCGUUCAAGAGCCGGGGCUCAGCAGGUAGUCGCGCACAGAAAGCGUCCUGUAUUUUUCCCGUGCCUUGCUAAAGUAGGAAUUAACAACCAAACGCCGUUUAACAACAGCAGAGACGGCGCUGCGCUUUAUUACCAGCGCGCCUGUUACGCUCAGCUAAUUAGCUAGCAUUAGUUUCCUCGCUCGUCGGCUCACAGGAUGUCGUACAGGAAAACUUUGAAACUUAUUUGUGGCUUCGCCGGAGGCUCCGCCGUUUUGGUAUUCGCGGCUGCAGCCGCCGACUCCCGCGGAUACUUCGGUGAACAGGGCGGAGACGGGGCCAGUCGGUGGUCGAGAUUCACCGCCCUUCAAGCUGCGCAGCCGGCGUGGACUCCUGCCAGCCACACGCCAGCCCCGACUGGACACGCCUGGGACUUCAACUGGGACAAGAGAGACCCAUCUGCUCUGUCCAACGGGAAGAAGAAGGAGACUGCGACCGAAGACCCCAGCUCGGAGCAGAACAGCAGCAAACCGAAAGCGACGCGCAACAUCCUCCUCAUCAGACACUCCCAGUACAACCUGAGCGGGAACACCGACAGGGAGAAGAUCCUCACUCCUUUAGGCCGUGAACAGGCAGAGUUCACCGGCCAGAGGUUGGCCGCGCUUGGAUUGAAGUAUGAUGUGUUAAUCCACUCCAGCAUGACCAGGGCCACAGAGACAGCGCAUAUAAUCAGUAAAUACCUCCCAGGAGUGGAGUUAAUGAGUUGUGACUUGUUGCGAGAGGGUGCGCCUAUUGAACCAGUUCCACCCGUCACUCACUGGAAGCCUGACGCUGUGCAGUACCACGAAGAUGGAGCUCGCAUUGAGGCAGCCUUCCGCCGCUACAUCCACCGGGCUGACCCCAAACAGAAGGAGGACAGCUAUGAGAUCAUCGUGUGUCAUGCCAAUGUCAUCCGUUAUUUUGUCUGCAGGGCCCUCCAGUUUCCUCCAGAGGGCUGGUUACGUAUGGGCUUGAACAAUGGCAGCAUCACGUGGCUUACCAUCCGCCCCAGCGGUAGGGUGGCCCUCAGGACUCUCGGAGAUGCGGGAUUCAUGCCGCCAGACAAACUAACACGGACCUGAUGGCCCGACCCAUGGCACGUUUCUAGGAUGCAAAGCCCCACUUCUCUCCUUAAGUGUCUUCAAAUAAAUUAUGGUGUUAUUUUAUAAUUGAACUCUCGUGUUAUCAGAGACUUUGUGGUGUGAUUACUUCAGUGCCAUAGGAUGCCAGCAGAAGUGAUGAACAGCUGCAUACCAACUCCUCCUGAAUGUAAUGAAGUAUUUUUACAGAAGUGACUGACUUUUCAAACCAAAAAAAAAAUAAUUUGUAAAGCUCUUGUACAAGCAAAUCAUGCCAUUAGCUUUACAUAGCUUAACAUGUAUUUUGUGUUGUGGUAUUGUUGUAGUAAAUAAAAACAUGACUGCA